AUGCAUACCCCAGCAAACUCUCCGGACCUAAAUCCUAUUGAGAAUGUCUGGCAUAUUUUCAAAGCUAAACUCCGGAAAAGAUUUACAAACAAAGAGAGAAAACCUCAUAGUGCAGACCAGCUAUGGGGGGCGAUGCAGGAGGAAUGGGGAACAAUGGAUCAAGAGGCUAUGGAUAGAUUGAUAGAUACUAUGCCUGAACGCAUUGCAACUAUAAUUUCUGUACAAGGCGGUCACUCAAAGUGGUAA
This is a messenger RNA of Morchella sextelata, 246 nucleotides long. RefSeq lists its product as uncharacterized. The coding region runs from base 1 to 246 and encodes 81 amino acids. The record is from RefSeq and is a predicted model, not a curated record. NCBI's taxonomy places the organism in Eukaryota, Fungi, Ascomycota, Pezizomycetes, Pezizales, Morchellaceae. The transcript has a single exon. Gene Ontology annotation, molecular function: nucleic acid binding.